Sphaeroforma arctica JP610 is the source of this 3006-nucleotide messenger RNA. RefSeq lists its product as hypothetical. Bases 235 to 3006 code for a protein of 923 amino acids. The record is from RefSeq and is a predicted model, not a curated record. Lineage: Eukaryota; Ichthyosporea; Ichthyophonida. The transcript has 6 exons.
CAGACUAUUACAAUCGUACUGUAUGCUGAUGGAUAAAGUCACUGCCACUUUCGGAUGAGAACAGGUGCGGUUAAUAGACUAAUAGCGGAACGAUCCAUAUCGAGAUGUAUGUUAAUUAGCGUAGGGGUGUGAGGUCGUUCGCUAGAAUUUGUAUAUAUUGGCGGAGGCAGACAAGUGUAGUUUAAUGUCUGUUUGUUGUAUGAUACCGUUUAUAUCACCAUUAGUAUUAGCACAAUGGCCUUACGGAAGUCUUCACCUUUUAGGGUUCUAUCCUAUGUAAUAGCAUGUACACAAAAAUCACAGCUUUCUGUCAGCAACGGGGUUGGUAUGCGUAUAGUUCGGAAGCCCUCAGACAUAGCUACACACGUAAGUUCAUGUAUUGGAACGCGGCGGUUCUUAAGUAUGGGCAGCAGAUCUGCAACGAGAGAGAAUUAUGAAGGGUCGGCUAUUAGUUAUCUGUUGCCAAGGCGACGAAGCUACAGAAGUUCUAGUACCACAGCAAGUCCCGGGCUAGACGCUACGAUACAACCGCCAGAUGUGCCAAAUGGCAGCGACUGUGUGGGUAACGUAGAUACCUUAGCACAAAAGCCUCCAACUAUACAUCCCAGUAUGAAGAAAGUGGUGAGCAAGAUAGUGCGCCUAGAUGAUGCACGCUUAGCGGAGCGCAGUUGGCAGCAACUGUUGGCGUGCCGGGGUGAGAUCUUGGGAUUCAACCGUAAACCUGGACCGUCACAUGAAAGGCUAGGCAUUGAGAACCGUGCUCUCACAAAGGAGGCACCGAGAAUAGAGUCGCCCAGCCUAUCAACCCACCCACUAGCGGCCGAGCCUGAGUCGAACCACGUGUCAGUGACCAGAGAUUCAGCUGAGCUCCCCCACACAAAGCCUCACGUUGCUGAUCCAAUAGAGCCUGCGCUACGACACCUGUCCGACCAUCCCCGGUUCAUACAGGAGGCACAACGGGACCUGUUCCUGCGCAGCUUGCUUCAGACUCCCACGGGAGGUAUGCAGUCCAAGCUUGAUUAUCUCCAGCUGAUACUGAGCCAUAUGCCCGUCGUACCUACCGAGGCAACUGUGCAAGUAUUGGCCGGCGAAGUCUUGCAUAGGGCUCGCCCGCACCAGGUGAAGCAACUGUUCGACUUCGUGGAGAAGGGCCCGGUUGCGAUCGAGCAGCAGAUUGUGUUUGGUCUUCUGAGCGCAAGCGCGAAACACACAGACCAUUCGCAAUUGGAAAAGAUCGUGGCAGUGCUCCGGAACAGCCGAGCGGUACGCGAAGCGCCUGCCUGGAAGAACGCCAAUGAUAUCAUCAACACCAAACUAGCUGGCCUGGACGAGCGUGCUGAGGUAGCCCACCAACAGGCUCAGCUCAGAGGGCACCUGUACACAAUGUAUGCACAGACCAUCUACGCGGGAUUCGCCGAGGAGUACCACCACCAGGGGAGACAUGAACUGGUCACGCAGAUGGUGGGCCCACUCCUACAGACCAAACAGGCGUUAGGGCCGAGAUUGGCCGCGUCAUAUAUAACCUCCGUCAUGCACGACCACAGCUACUUCCAAGCGCGUGUGCUCAUGCGCUGGUGCUUUGAUCAGGGUCUGAAUUUGAAGGCGCGGGGUGAUGCUAAAGGCUGUGCCGGCAUCAGCAGUGAGGUCUUCUGGGACAUCAACCAGAGGGCUUCACGAGACAUAGUAACGGCCUACGGCUACGCAUGGCUCGACACCACUCCCGGACUAGCCCCGGCGAAGACCCGCGUGGUUGGAUUCAGACAGGCAGAUAGGUUCUGUGAAGCGGGCAAUGAUUCGAACGGUAAAGUGUGUGGAGGUACGGAAGAUAGAGCGGAUGAGCCAUUGGAAUCAAUUCAUGUUGGCUAUAAAAGGAAACCGCCGGUAUCUCGCGACAUGGGGACGGUGCAGAGGAAGAGCGAAUGGGAUCUCAUGGAACGUGGCAGAGGCAAGGGAAUGCAGGCAAUGCCGCCGUUGUCUAUGGCGAUUGUUGACGCGUUCCUCAAUAUGGCUGUCCAACUGGAGCGUGUGAAUGUGCGAGUGCCCUGGGAUAUUCUGGGCCAUGUGAAGGUGCUGGGUCUGAGCCCUACCCAUCGAACCUAUAUGGCGUGCACCACAUUGGCUGCUCAGAGCGGUGCCCUCACUGAGUUUGAAGCGCUGAGGAAGCAGUUGGGAUUUGAACGAAACAACGGAAACGCGAACAUGUACGGUUCUCAGUACAAUCUGGAGCUGAUGAUGAGGCUAAAGUUUGUCGUCACUGCUGGCAUAGCUAAGCACUACGACGCCGUUCGGAAGGUCAUGUCGGAUGUGACUUGUAUGGAUACGGAGUCUGUCAGACAGUCCCUUCUCUUGGCGGAUGGGCCAAGUAACGCGCGCCUAACGGAAGCAGCCCAGGGCGAGCUACUACUGGCAGUGAUGGAGAGUUGUUCGCGAGCAGAGGAUCGGCCAGCGUUCGCCUGGACCGCAUCGCUCUAUAGGGAGCUGAUUCCGACUAAAUUAUACACCGAAGGUUUCUACAUCAAACUUCUGAACAGCCUUAGGUUCCAGCCAAACUCUACCGUGGCGGAUGUCGCAGCCCUCGCAAAGGAGUGUCGAAGAAACGUGCCUAGCCACGGAGCACCUUUCUAUGGCGCGUUCUUGGUGACAUUGGGGAGCAUAGUACAAGAGUCCGAUGUACACAGUGUUCUGCUGGAUGUGUUGAAACUGUAUGAGAACAACGCAAAUUCGAGCAAGGGCAGGGGAGGGGUUGUUGGAUUCGAGAGUGGGCCUUAUAACGCAGCCGUGUAUAUUUGUGCGAAGCGCAACCUAACAGAGUUAAGCUGGGAAUUCGUUGAGCGGAUGCGGGCGACUCAUGUCAAGAUUCAUCCGAUCACGAUCAAACCUAUACUUGUGUCGUAUAUGGAGGCGGGCGACUUCCACGCUGUCUGCGAAAAAUUCAGGUUUGCAGUGGAACGGUAUCGAAUUUAUCCAAAUCCGCAUAUUAUCGACAUGGUAUUAGAAGGUAUUUAA